CACCGCCCCCCAGCGCCUCCGCUGCGCGCCGCUUCCGCUCCCCACCCGCCUCAGCGUGAUGGGAUGCUGCUGGCGGAAUGCUCCAGGUGUUGGGACAUCGUCCGCAGACCACACGUCCUUAUCGCUGCAGUUUACAACACAUCAGCGUUUCCUGCUGCUGAGCCAUUUUGGGUGGUCAGGGCGCAGCGCGGUCGGCUCUCGGUGCAGAGGAACUGCUCGCGCGGAACGGAAGUUGUUGACUGGCAGCUCUUUCUCCCAACUUCACCAUGAAGAAUUUGGUCUUUUUGCUUCUGGUUGCAGCUUUUACCGGCGCAGCCGCAGAGGAGACAGCAGAGGAGCCCAUUGUGGAGACGCUGGAGAGGCCCGAAACUUGCUCCUUACUCUCCAGGAUGGGAGACACCCUGCAGAUCCACUACACGGGUAGACUUAUGGAUGGAAAGGUAAUUGACACGUCACUGUCGCGGGAUCCUCUUGUGAUCGAACUGGGAAAGAGAACUGUUAUCCCUGGUCUGGAGCAAAGCUUGGUUGGCGUGUGUGAAGGGCAAAAAAUCAAAGCUACUAUUCCAUCUCACCUUGCAUAUGGAAAAAAAGGUUAUCCACCUACGAUUCCAGGUGAUGCUGCCCUGCAGUUUGAAGUGGAGGUGAUUUCUUUGUCGCAGCAGACGCCAAUGCAGAAAAUGAUCAAUGACGUCUUUCCUCUUGUGUGUUUGGCUCUGGUGCCCACUCUCCUCGGUUUAGUGGGACUUUACCUGUACAAAAAAUCUAUUGCCCAGAAGCCUAACAAAAAGAAGGCAAAAGACAAGAAGAGCAAGAAGAAAUAAGAAAAAAAGCAAGAUGCUAUUUAAAUAAAGUUUUUAAAAAAUGA
This is a messenger RNA of Oryzias latipes (Japanese medaka), 865 nucleotides long. RefSeq names its product FKBP prolyl isomerase 11 (gene fkbp11). Gene Ontology annotation, molecular function: peptidyl-prolyl cis-trans isomerase activity. Lineage: Eukaryota; Metazoa; Chordata; Actinopteri; Beloniformes; Adrianichthyidae. Gene Ontology annotation, cellular component: endoplasmic reticulum. The record is from RefSeq and is a predicted model, not a curated record. Gene Ontology annotation, biological process: protein peptidyl-prolyl isomerization.